CUCUCUUCCACCUUCAUGUUUUCGUGUUUUGCGGUAAUAAACUAAACAUUCAUUGAUAAAAUGCACUCCUUUCAUUACCUGUCUGUCACUUUGUUAAUCGGCUUUAGCGGGGUCCAGUCGUCCGUACAUGACCGCUCGCGCAGGUUGGCGCACGUACGCGCCCUAAGUGGUUCCGACCAGCCCCGGGCUCUCGAUAUCUCUGUCAAUCAGUCGAGAGAUACGAAAAUCUCAAAGAGAGAUACAUUCACUUAUUUUCAAGAUGGCAAUGGUGCCUGUGGAGGUUUCAAUGGUCCUAACGACUAUGAUUUUGCUGGAGGUAGCCAUUGCUUCCAAACGAUAACUAUCACCGUGAAUGGAAAGUCGGCGCAGGCCCAGAUUGUGGACGAGUGCCUUGGAUGUCCUUGCGGGGGACUGGACUUUAGUCAGGGUCUUUUUGAGUUCUUCGCAUCAACCAGCGUUGGAGAAUUAUCUGGAUCGUGGAGUUAUGGCACUAGUGCUUCUACCUCGUCCACGCUUCUGCCGUCCACGACGACCCAACAGUCUUCCACUAGUACUUGGACGUCACCUACUACCACCUCAUCAAGUACUCCUACACCCACAUCCACCCUCACAACUACGAGUACCCUCAUAGCCACAACCACACCUAUGACUUCAGUUCCCCUACCGACUACAUCUUCAUCCACUGCAUCUCCCCUCCCUGCUUUUAGCCCCGACAAUCCUCAAAUCCUUGCACAAAUUAAUCUUGGGCUGAUUGAGUUUGGUUCACUGCUCCAAGCUUGUGCAGCAUCGUCUUCGGAAUAAUAGAUAUUUAUGCCCUUCUUGAAACGCUCGCCUUUAAAUACGCACCACGUUCUUGUAUAAAUCUUUUUACCACUUAUAGGCGUGAUCCAGAG
Molecule: messenger RNA, 893 nt
Organism: Suillus fuscotomentosus
Lineage: Eukaryota; Fungi; Basidiomycota; Agaricomycetes; Boletales; Suillaceae
Exons: 5
Coding region: 61-801 (246 amino acids)
Source: RefSeq, a predicted model, not a curated record